This is a messenger RNA of Aspergillus pseudonomiae, 438 nucleotides long. RefSeq names its product IQ calmodulin-binding motif protein. Gene Ontology annotation, molecular function: protein binding. Lineage: Eukaryota; Fungi; Ascomycota; Eurotiomycetes; Eurotiales; Aspergillaceae. The coding region runs from base 74 to 301 and encodes 75 amino acids. The record is from RefSeq and is a predicted model, not a curated record. The transcript has 2 exons.
CCUCUCGCCAAUCCUCAGACGUUGCUUAUAUACCAUCCGGAAUAUUCUAUAAUUUCACUAUAAUAGACAUCCAAUGCCAAAAAAUACACAUCUCCUUUCUAAAUUAGUGAAAUCCGCAGGAAUUAACAGCGCGACCGAUCCAAUGGAACGGCCACCGAGAAAUGACGUCACUGAUAAGGAGCAGUGGGCUGCGAGAGUGAUUCAGAGAACAUAUCGCGGAUAUCGCACGCGACGAGAGUUGCAAGGCUGUGGAAUAUCGGCGACCACGCGUUGGGUAGAGGUCAGUUUGGACAGCGAGUGAAGGAUUUCAUUAUCUCACAGGGAUACACCAGGCCGUGAAAGAAGCAGAAUGGCGGCUCCUCCAUCGUCCAUCCGCCCCAGAAGCUACCGUCGAAAACGAUAGCUCCGCCCAUGCUCGUCAAAAUUGGCAGCGGGCUG